This is a messenger RNA of Daldinia caldariorum, 1780 nucleotides long. Its product is annotated as NAD(P)-binding protein. Lineage: Eukaryota; Fungi; Ascomycota; Sordariomycetes; Xylariales; Hypoxylaceae. Gene Ontology annotation, molecular function: oxidoreductase activity, acting on the CH-OH group of donors, NAD or NADP as acceptor. The coding region runs from base 274 to 1056 and encodes 260 amino acids. The transcript is spliced from 2 exons. The record is from RefSeq and is a predicted model, not a curated record.
CCUUACUUUUUCGUACCGUCUCGUUCCUUAAGUCAGGUAAGGUAGAUAUAUAAAUUGGUAUCGCAUCGUCAGUCUCGAGCUCAAAUAGAACACAAGGAGGAACAGCAUCUCACCGCCUCGUCUCUCUCUCUCUCUCUCUUCCUCCCCGCGCAUUUACCAGGUUCUUACGAGUUUACCCGACAAAAGGGGCGCCCUUCUAACACAAGGCAGGCAAGCAGGCAAUACAUCAAGAACGAGUAUACUCGAAGAAGCGGUUUGAAAAAUAAAAUAAAAAUGGCAACCUCGCUACAAGGCACAACUGUCCUGGUAACCGGCGCAGGCGGCGGGCUGGGCAAGGUGAUAGCAACGGCGUACCUGGAGGCGGGGGCCAACGUGGCGAUCUGCGACAUCCACGAGGAGCGGCUGGCGGCGGCGCGGAGCGAGCUGGAGGGCACGGGACGCUUCGCGGCGUUCAACACGGACGUGACGAGCGAGGAGGCGGUGGCGAAGCUGGUGGGCGACGUGGCGGCCCGGUUCGGACGCCUGGAUAUCCUCGUCAGCAACGCGGGGAUGACGGACAAGUUCGACCCCGUGGGCGCUGUGAGCAAGGAGACCUGGGACAGGAUCAUCGGCCUUAACCUCACCGGCUCGUUCCUCGCGUUCAAGGCCGCGGUCAACGCGAUGGAGAAGCAGAGCCCGCCCGGCGGGACGAUCAUCCAGAUCGGCUCGACGGCGAGUUAUCACGGCAUGUCUUCUGGUGUGGCCUACGCGGCCAGCAAGCACGGCGUAGCGGCGCUCGUCAAGAGCACGGCGGGGUACUACGGGGCUCAGGGGAUCUUCGCGAUCGGCCUGCUGCUGGGCGGGAUGGUCGACACCAACAUCCAGGACGGGUUCGCGGCGCUGGGCGGGUUCAACACGGAGGCGUUCGCGCAGAGCGCCGCGGCCGGGUUCAAGCCCGAGAUGGCCGUCAAGACCGCCGACGUCGCCAAGUACUGCGUCUUCCUCGCCGACCGCGGCAUCGCCGAGUCCUCCAACGGCUCCCUGAUCCGCUUUAAUAAGAACCUUCCCGUCGCGUAGGCGGGGCGGAAAAGGGCUGGGUUAGGGGCACCUAGGUGGCUAGAAAUGAUAUUUAUGUAAUUUCUUUUUUGAACUUUGAAUACCUAGAGCGAAAAUGCGAUGAGCCGUUUGUUUUUCUUUUUCCGAAAUGAGGUCGCUACCUAUCGAGUUGACCGCUAUAAGACAUUCAUCUAUUAAGUGGUAAGGUAAACAGGAUUUCAAUGAAAGGUACCUAAAAUUAGCUAGGUACCUAGGUACCUAUCCAUCGUUUCCGCUCGAUGGCGAAAAGAUAUCUGAUCGAUCUCGCCGAUAUAGAUUAUCAUAAGCAUGUUAUUCUUUGUAAUUCACCUAUGAAUGCCAUUGGCGUCUCCGUUAAGGGGUUCACUGUUUCGGGAUCCCAAGUAUCCAGCUUGGCCCUGGAACUCCCGACGGCCGGUACAAACAACUCGACGCUUACAUGCUAUGAUAUAAUCUAAAUUUAGAAUAUGAUGACGGACGCGGGUAAACUAGGAGAUUAUCUAAGGACCGGAAUAGGUUCGUUAAGCUUGGUAGUUAUACGUUUGUAGGUUCUAUGUUUGCGAGUAGAAGGUAGGUAUUGGUCCGAGCAGGUAAUAGGUAUUCGCUCUGGAAGGCUAAUAUAACUGGGAGAACAUAUGAGAGGGAUAUCUUAACGGAAUAAGACUUAUCCUGUAUUUUUCAUCAAAUACCUGUGUUAGUCGUUUGCAUAUAUUGUUGACUUAUUAAG